CUCACACAAUUGAGCAAGAAGUGUUGAAAUAUGGAAGCUCUAUGGAUGACAAUAUCUUUAGCACUCAAUAAAAAUAUUUCUAACUCUCAAAAUAAUAUAUUUGAUGAGGAAGAUAGAAACAAGAAUUGAAUAUAUAUCAAUGUCGGUUUUGGAGUGCAAGAGAUGUGUACCUCCGGGAAAUUUAAGUCUAAAUCUCGGGCACCAGCGACGUCCUCCGAGGAACGCCUCUACUACGGCGAUGGGUCGUACCUCUGGUUCGAUACCGAGGAGGAGCGCACCUGUUUCCUCACUUUUUUCUCUAAACGGGUUGUGGCUCCCCCACGGAUCGUCCCGGAGCGCUUCCUGGAGUUCCAGGGCUACGACGAUCUAGACGCUAAGCUUCAUCAUGCCGGCCUUUGGCCGUUCGUCUCCCAGGCUCGGAAAGAGAUCAACCCGGCACUGAUCCGGGCCUUCUACUCCAACCUCCGGCGUGAGGGUGACGUGCUCUACUCUCUUGUCAAGAGCACAUCGAUAGAGCUUUCCGUUGAGCAGCUUGGGUGCAUCGUCGGCCUCCCCUACCAAGGCGACAACGUCUCCCACUAUGGCGGAGAGGACUGGGUGCUCAACAACGAGGGCCUUAUCCUCAACGAGCUUGGCAUCACCGAACUCAUCCGCCAUGCCUCGGGCCGCCCCACCAUCCACUCCGCGACCCCCGAGAGCCGGCUCCUUCUCUACAUCGUGUCUCGAAUCAUCAAGCCCUGGAAGCAUGGGCACACGAUCAUGUCCGGUGAGGACCUCAAGCUUCUCCAUGCGAUCAUGCACACGGCCCCGAUCAAUUGGGCAAAGUUUGUCAUGAUCAACAUGUCGGUCGUCGCGCCCACCGACCACGAUCACCUCCUCCCGUACCCGUUUGUGGUGAUGGAUAUCCUUGAACGGGUCAAGGUAACCACCAUUGUUGGCCCGCUCACAAAGGCCACAAAGCUUUGGACGAUCAGCACCCAAACCUUCACCAAGCGGUCGGACAACGCCGCCACUACCACUGCCGCGCCAUGGCGCCAUUCUACUGCUGGCCUAGCCGAACCCCAGGCCCGGGCCAACCUUGCCUCCAUCUCCGACUCCCUCAACCGGCUUCACUUCAAAGUUGACGGGAUGGAUGGCUACCUUGAGCGGCUCGACGAGGAUUUUCAACGCCAAGGGCAUGAAUUGAACGCGUACUUUCAACGCGUUAACUACGUCCCCCCACCGUACCAUGGCACGUUCUUUGGGCAAGUGUACGGUGACGAGGACGAAGACGAUGGCUCCUACGCCCCGUCAAGCUCCCCGGACAAGGUCGAGUUCGAUGACGCCGUUGACGGCGAUGAGAUGGACGUCGACGAUGAUGAGGAGGAAACCGAAGACGAAGACUAAGCCGCACCUAGAAUUUUGAUCUCUUCUUUUUUCAAUUGUCUUGUUUUUUAUUAUUGCUUCCGUUGUACUCCGCUAUUUCCCAAUUUAAUAAAUAAAAUCAUCUUUUAUCUUUUUGUUAAUGUCAAAAAGGGGAAGAAAAGGGUUAUGCAUAC
Molecule: messenger RNA, 1538 nt
Organism: Cuscuta campestris
Lineage: Eukaryota; Viridiplantae; Streptophyta; Magnoliopsida; Solanales; Convolvulaceae
Source: the annotation of a GenBank genome assembly